ACCGCGCGACGUGUUGCUGCACGUGAUCACUCGGUGACACGCAGAGCCCGGUUUCGCUGUGCGGCUUUGUGGAGGUCUGUCGGCUGUCCGGGGGGAGGGACUGACUGAGGGAGCCGCGUGCACCUUUCCCAGUCGGGCGGACUCUGCCUACUUCCUGUGCCGAGCGCCUGCUGGGUGAAAAUGGCGGACGCCUUCGGAGACGAUCUGUUCAGUGUGUUCGAGGAAGAUGCGGCUCCAGCGGCCAAGAACAACCAGCCGGGGCCGGCUGCCAAGGGCGGGAAGCGAAAUGCAAAGCCACAAGUUGUGCUCUCGGGUCCUGUGGCAAAGGGAAAGAGAGAUGCAAGCAAUAUUGAUGGUCCUGAAGACAAUAUUCUGGGAAAGAAGCUCAAGGUUGAAUCCUCUGCUGACGAAUUAAACCUUGCAGACUUAAUGCCAAGAAUAAAAGUGCAAGCAGUGGAUACAAUAGACGGCUGUACACAUGAGGUUGCACUUCCUGCAGAUGAUGAAUAUAUGCCCCUUAAACCACGAAUUGGGAAAGCUUCAAAGGAGUAUCCAUUCAUUUUAGAUGCUUUCCAGAGAGAAGCCAUUCUCUGUAUAGAUAAUAACCAGUCUGUUCUGGUGUCGGCUCAUACUUCUGCUGGAAAAACAGUCUGCGCUGAGUAUGCCAUUGCCCUUGCUCUCCGUGAAAAACAGCGUGUUAUUUUCACAAGUCCCAUAAAAGCACUCAGUAACCAGAAAUACAGAGAGAUGUAUGAAGAAUUCCAAGACGUCGGGCUAAUGACGGGCGAUGUCACAAUUAAUCCCACUGCAUCAUGCCUUGUCAUGACAACUGAAAUUUUGAGAAGUAUGUUGUACCGAGGAUCUGAAGUGAUGAGAGAAGUUGCAUGGGUUAUAUUUGAUGAGAUUCAUUACAUGAGAGAUGCAGAAAGAGGUGUAGUAUGGGAGGAAACCAUAAUUCUUCUUCCAGAUAAUGUACAUUAUGUGUUUCUUUCUGCCACCAUACCCAAUGCCCGGCAGUUUGCUGAAUGGAUCUGCCAUCUCCAUAAGCAGCCUUGUCAUGUCAUCUAUACAGACUACCGACCUACUCCAUUGCAACACUACAUCUUUCCAGCAGGUGGAGAUGGACUUCACCUUGUGGUGGAUGAAAAUGGAGAUUUCAGAGAAGAUAACUUCAAUACAGCAAUGCAAGUCCUGAGAGAUGCUGGGGAAUUAUCUAAAGGAGACCAAAAGGGGCGGAAAGGCGGUACUAAAGGUCCUUCUAAUGUGUUUAAAAUUGUAAAGAUGAUCAUGGAGAGAAACUUCCAGCCCGUUAUCAUAUUUAGCUUCAGUAAGAAGGAUUGUGAGGCCUACGCUUUGCAGAUGUCCAAACUAGAUUUCAACACAGAGGAAGAGAAAAAGAUGGUUGAGGAGGUAUUCAACAAUGCGAUCGAUUGUCUUUCUGAUGAAGAUAAGAAGCUCCCCCAGGUGGAACAUGUGCUGCCUCUUCUUAAGCGGGGAAUAGGAAUACAUCAUGGGGGACUCCUUCCUAUAUUGAAAGAGACCAUAGAGAUCCUUUUCUCUGAAGGUUUGAUCAAGGCUUUGUUUGCUACAGAGACUUUCGCAAUGGGAAUUAACAUGCCAGCCAGGACUGUUCUAUUCACAAGUGCCCGUAAAUUUGAUGGAAAAGAUUUUCGCUGGAUCUCAUCGGGUGAAUACAUUCAGAUGUCUGGUCGUGCUGGGAGGCGUGGAAUGGAUGAAAGGGGAAUAGUAAUUCUUAUGGUUGAUGAAAAAAUGAGCCCAACAGUUGGAAAACAGCUACUAAAGGGCUCAGCAGAUCCAUUGAACAGUGCUUUCCACCUGACCUACAACAUGGUACUAAACCUUUUACGUGUAGAAGAAAUCAAUCCUGAAUAUAUGCUGGAAAAAUCCUUUUACCAAUUCCAGCAUUACAGAGCCAUUCCUGGAGUAGCAGAAAAGGUAAAGACGUUAGAAGAACAGUACAAUUGUAUACAGAUUCCCAAUGAAGAAAGUGUUGUGACAUACUACAAAAUCCGUCAGCAACUGGCCAAACUAGGCAAAGAGAUUGAAGACUACAUCCACAAGCCCAAGUAUUGCCUGCCUUUCCUCCAGCCCGGCAGAUUAGUGAAGGUGAAAAGCGAUGACGAUGAUUUCGGAUGGGGUGUAGUUGUAAACUUUUCCAAGAAGUCUAAUGUAAAGCCGAACUCCGGGGAACUGGACCCCCUCUAUGUGGUAGAAGUCUUACUAAACUGCUGCAAAGAGAGUCUGAAAAACGCCGCCACUGAAGCUGCCAAACCUGCAAGACCAGAUGAGAAGGGGGAGAUGCAGGUUGUUCCGGUAAUGCUUCAUUUACUCACUGCCAUUAGUAGUGUGCGUCUGUAUAUCCCUAAAGAUCUCCGGCCUCUUGACAACCGACAAAGUGUGUUAAAAUCUAUCCAGGAGGUUCAGAAAAGAUUCCCAGAUGGUGUGCCAUUGUUGGAUCCAAUCGAUGACAUGGGAAUCAAAGAUCCAGGGCUGAAGAAAGUUGUCCAGAAGACAGAAGCCUUUGAGCACAGGAUGUAUUCACAUCCUCUGAACAACGACCCUAAUCUGGAAUCCUUGUACAAGCUGUGUGAGAAGAAAGCACAGAUUGCAGUGGACAUAAGAUCUGCCAAGCGUGAAUUGAAAAAAGCGCGUACAGUGUUACAGAUGGAUGAGCUGAAAUGCCGCAAGAGAGUCCUGCGAAGAAUGGGCUUUGCCACCUCUGCUGACGUCAUUGAAAUGAAAGGGCGGGUGGCUUGUGAAAUCAGCAGUGCGGACGAGCUCUUACUCACCGAAAUGAUGUUUAAUGGUCUUUUUAAUGACCUGACAUCAGAACAAGCAACCGCUCUUCUCAGCUGCUUCGUGUUUCAAGAAAAUUCCAGUGAAAUGCCCAAACUUACAGAGCAGCUGGCUGGACCUCUCCGGCAAAUGCAGGAAACGGCCCGUCGGAUUGCAAAGGUAUCAUCAGAAGCUAAACUAGAAAUAGAUGAGGAGACGUACUUGGGCUCAUUUCGACCAAACCUCAUGGAUGUUGUCUACACUUGGGCAAAUGGAUCGACUUUUGCUCAGAUAUGCAAAAUGACCGAUGUUUUUGAAGGAAGUAUUAUCCGUUGCAUGAGAAGGUUAGAAGAAUUACUUAGACAGAUGUGUCAGGCAGCCAAAGCCAUUGGAAAUACAGAACUGGAGAACAAAUUUGCAGAGGGAAUUACAAAAAUAAAAAGGGAUAUUGUGUUUGCAGCCAGUCUUUAUCUCUAGUUUCACAAAUUCAAAAUGGAGACUGAUCACAAAACAGAAUCGGGUUCUUUUGAAGUCUAUCUGAAUCCCACCUCUCCGGCAGUAUCCGUUCAUCUUCAGCCUGAACUCGUAUUAUAGUAAAACCAACAAAGAACAGAUGUUUGCUAUAAACCAUUUUUAAUUUUUCUGUGGUAUAAAUCUGCUUAAGAAGCUCCGUUCCAGGAAAGCAAUAUUACACAAAUGUUUGUACAUAACAUGUUACCACACUAUUUUAAUAAAAAAAAUUACAGUUUGAAUACCA
Molecule: messenger RNA, 3553 nt
Organism: Pelobates fuscus (common spadefoot toad)
Lineage: Eukaryota; Metazoa; Chordata; Amphibia; Anura; Pelobatidae
Gene: MTREX
Product: Mtr4 exosome RNA helicase
Exons: 27
Coding region: 181-3273 (1030 amino acids)
Biological process (GO): maturation of 5.8S rRNA; RNA catabolic process
Cellular component (GO): nucleus
Molecular function (GO): RNA binding; ATP binding; RNA helicase activity
Source: RefSeq, a predicted model, not a curated record